GACUCUGAAUUCUUAUCGCCAUUUUUGUGUAUAUCGAACAACGGAAUAAAAAAAGACAUACCAAAAAGAAGGAAAUUUUGUGCAUUACCAAAAAAGAAAAAAUCCAAUUCGAAUAUAAAUUCUAUAUAAAUACAAAAUUCAAUUCCUUAAUAACGGGCAACUUUUGCAGUUGCUAUAUUCAUUUAAAUAAUAUAUAUUUUUUAUAUUAAAUAGCUAUAAUUAAAGUGUAAAAAAAGUGAAAUAUAGAAAAUUAAGAAGUAAAGCAAAAGUAAAAAAAGUGUUCUCUUUCAGUGGUGUUGAAAUUUAGCGCAGAUUUUUGCGUAUAUUUUGUGAAAAUAAUUUAAAAAAGAGAAAAAAGCCAAAAAUAUAUCUGGUUAUUUUUUUUUUCUACAAAUUUCUUUAUAAACGCAACAGUACUUAAAAACAAAACAAAAUGGGAAAUGAAACCUCUCUGCCAAUGGAGAUGUGCUCCAACUUCGAUGCCGAUGAGAUACGUCGAUUGGGUAAACGUUUUCGUAAACUCGAUUUAGAUAAUUCUGGUGCCUUGAGUGUUGAUGAGUUUAUGUCAUUGCCAGAAUUGCAACAGAAUCCUCUAGUGCAGCGUGUCAUUGAUAUUUUCGAUGCGGAUGGUAAUGGCGAAGUAGACUUUAAGGAAUUCAUACAAGGUGUAUCACAAUUUAGUGUUAAAGGUGAUAAACUAUCAAAACUACGUUUUGCAUUUCGUAUUUAUGAUAUGGAUAAUGAUGGCUACAUAUCAAAUGGUGAACUAUUCCAAGUGUUAAAAAUGAUGGUAGGCAAUAAUCUUAAAGAUACACAAUUACAACAAAUCGUAGAUAAAACAAUUUGUUUUGCCGACAAAGAUGAAGAUGGUAAAAUUUCAUUCGAUGAAUUUUGUUCGGUGGUCGGUAACACAGAUAUUCACAAAAAAAUGGUUGUUGACGUCUAAAAACGUACAUUUGUGUCUCCCUUCAUAUAAUCCCUCAUCCCUCCCUGUUCACUUGAAUGAAACCUAAAUCACAACGUUAAAUAAUUCACUUCACGUCACACCACCACCACUCCUUUUCCCCUAAACAACAACUCCAGCUCUGCCUUUCAAUAAACCCUCUUUCCAUCAGUCUCUAUCCUUUUUUCCCUUUAAUUAAUAUACUUAACUAAUAUUUAUAUAUUUUUAAUUGUAAAUUUUUUGCUAAGGGAAAAAACAAGAAAGAAAAUCUUAAAAAAAUUUAUAUUUAAAGAAUAUUUAAAGUUAAAUACAAAAACAAAACAAAAAAACGAAACAAAUACAAGAAUUUUACAAAUCUCCAUCCUCGUUAAUUAAAAACAAAAAAACACAGAAAAUAACUCUUUAAUUUAUUAACUAAUAAACUACUGCAUAUUUAAAUUUCGGUUUCUCUUAAACUUUUUAAUUUAAUUUUUAUUAUACAAACUCACACUUACAUACAUACAUAUUUUUUAACUGGAAUUUACGUUUCUUCAAUUUUUAUUUGAUUGUGUUUUUAUAAAAAACCUAUACAUAUUUAUUUUGUUUAAUCCAUAUUUUUUUUAAUUUAAUUUUUUUCAUUUUUUAUAUAUUAUUAAGUUUGUUAAAGUCUUUGUAAUAAUUUCCUAAAAGAAAAUAUACAAAACAAAUGUUUAUUAAAUAAAAACAAAAAUAAAAAAAGCUUAAUACAAACAAAAA
Calliphora vicina (urban bluebottle blowfly) is the source of this 1678-nucleotide messenger RNA. RefSeq names its product Calcineurin B2 (gene CanB2). The record is from RefSeq and is a predicted model, not a curated record. Gene Ontology annotation, biological process: calcineurin-mediated signaling; protein dephosphorylation. The transcript has 4 exons. Gene Ontology annotation, molecular function: calcium ion binding; calcium-dependent protein serine/threonine phosphatase regulator activity; phosphatase binding. Lineage: Eukaryota; Metazoa; Arthropoda; Insecta; Diptera; Calliphoridae. Gene Ontology annotation, cellular component: calcineurin complex. Bases 434 to 946 code for a protein of 170 amino acids.